AUGGCUGCCAUUGACCCUGAGAGCAAUCCAGCGGAUGCAAAGGUCAGCCUCCAAAAAGAUGAGCAUGGAGUCACUGCCCAUCAGAUAGAAAAGCUGUCCGAGGUCAAUGAUCACCUUGGCCAUUUAGUUGGACAGGAGGACCACCAGCUUUCCCCAUUGCAGGCAAUCAAGAAGUACCCCUGGCAAGCGCUGUGGUGCCUCUAUGCGGCAUGGAUCAUCGUCCUUGCAAGUUUCGAAGGCGUAGCUGGUGGCAAUGUCAUUGGCAUUCCCCAAUUCCGCCAGGACUUUGGCUCAAAAUAUGCUGGAGACUAUGUCUUAGACGGAAAAUGGCAGAGUGCAAUCAACGGGGGUCCUAACGCAUCAAUUGCCAUUGGUACCUUGAUCUCUGCAUAUAUUUCCGAUGUAAUUGGACGCAAAUGGAUGCUGAUGAUCGGUUGUCUUCUGGGAUAUGCUGGAAUCACGCUGGAGAUUGUUGCUAACGACAUUGCGGUGUUCUUUGCCGGCAAGUUCAUCAAUGGGUUCGCUAUUGGUGUAUACCUUAAUGUUGGUGUCACUCUCGUUGGAGAGGUAUGGUCUUCUACCUUUCUCAUUCCUCUGAUAAAAUUCACUUUAGGAACUAAUUUCGUUUGUGAUAAGCUUGCACCAUUGGCUCUUCGUGGUGUGAUGACAGCAGUCCUGGCAGUCUCAUAUUCUAUUGGGCCACUUCUCGCGACCAUUAUCAUGAACUUUACCUCGGACACGACCACUCGUUGGGCUUACCGAGCAAUCUUUGCAUCUCAGUAUGGUUUCCUCGGCCUUGUGACAAUAUUUUGGUUCUUCAUGCCAGAAUCCCCUUGGUGGCUCAUGACCAAAGAUCGGGAAGACAAAGCCGAAAGAUCCCUGAGAACUCUUGGCGUCUCCGAGGAAGAGAUGCCGAAACGUCUGGCCAUUAUGAAGGUUACCUUGGCCAAGAUCAGCCAGGAAUCCGAAGGUGUAACAUACCUCGAGUGUUUCCGAGCCAGCAAUCUCCGCAGGACCGUCAUUACUAUCGCACCUCUAACCAUCCAGGCCCUUUGUGGCAUUGGCUUCAUCGGGAGCUACUUCACCUACUACGCGCAGCUUGCUGGUUACUCUACCUCGGCCUCCUUUCACCUGACCAUCAUACAGCAGAUUCUUAGUUUGACCGGUAGUUGCACCUCGGUGUUUCUCAUUGACCGAGUCGGCCGUCGUGAUCUCACCCUUUGGGCCCUCAUAGGCCUGACAGUGUUGCUCAUGAUCGCAGGCGGUCUGGGCACGCAGACGGAGAAUGAAGCCGCCAUCAAGGGAGUGAUUGCGUUUGAACUAUUGUACACAUUGUGGUAUAACGCGUCCAUUGCCGCUUCUGCAUACACUCUCCUCGCUGAGACAGCAACCACACGCCUUCGCGCAAAGUCGAUUGCAUUGGGCGUGGCGUUGCAGAAUUCCGUCUUCACCAUGUGGGCAUUUGUCCUUCCGUACAUCUUCAACCCAGACCAGGCGAAUCUAGGUGCCAAAACUGCCUUUAUCUUUGGCGGUGUUUCUGUUUUGUGCAUUGUCUACAUCUGGCUUUAUCAGCCCGAGACGGCUGGUCGGUCGUUUGAGGAACUCGAUGAGCUGUUUAUGAAGCGGAUCCCAGCCCGGAAGUUCAAGACGUACAAGACAGAGACGGAGCGCCAAAGCGAGCGUGCCAUGGAAGCGGAGCAGAUUCUGAGCGUUGUGAACAAGGAGUGA
Molecule: messenger RNA, 1728 nt
Organism: Clonostachys byssicola
Lineage: Eukaryota; Fungi; Ascomycota; Sordariomycetes; Hypocreales; Bionectriaceae
Source: the annotation of a GenBank genome assembly